This is a messenger RNA of Diachasma alloeum, 2061 nucleotides long. RefSeq names its product protein henna (gene Hn). Bases 163 to 1506 code for a protein of 447 amino acids. The transcript has 8 exons. Gene Ontology annotation, molecular function: phenylalanine 4-monooxygenase activity; iron ion binding. Gene Ontology annotation, biological process: L-phenylalanine catabolic process; L-tyrosine biosynthetic process. The record is from RefSeq and is a predicted model, not a curated record. NCBI's taxonomy places the organism in Eukaryota, Metazoa, Arthropoda, Insecta, Hymenoptera, Braconidae.
UGUUGUAAUCGGUGCACCAUGGGAUUGUGUUGUUGAAAAAUUCAUCAAUCAAACUCAUUCAUUUUUCAAACAAAAAUAAUAUCACUUGUUUUUAUUCAUCGAUAAUAUUGAACUGUUGGGAGAAACAAGUUGCUGUGAUUGUUAUAUUUUUGUAUUAUAAAAAUGCCGCCAACGGAAAUGAUCGAUCCAAAGCUGAUGGAAGGAGGUAAUUACAUAAAGGAAGGACGAGAUUCUGCCAAGAGCACUUGCCUCAUCUUCUCACCCAAGGACGAGGACAAAGUUGGAUCUCUCGGAAAAUUUCUCCAGCUCUUCACCGAGCAUCAUGUGAACCUGUUGCAUAUUGAAUCGAGGAGUUCAUUACGUCAAGCUAAUGGUUAUGAAUUUAUGGUUGAAUGCGCACCCGGAGGAGAUCUCGGAAUUGCUGUUGAGGCAUUGAGAAGUCAAUGCAAUUAUUUCUCUAUUAUCUCGAGGAAUCAUAAGGACAAUAUUGGCACAGUACCAUGGUUUCCUCGGCGUAUCCGCGACCUUGAUAAAUUUGCCAAUCAAAUAUUGACGUACGGUGCUGAACUGGAUGCAGAUCAUCCGGGCUUUACAGAUCCUGUGUACAGAGCGAGAAGAAAGUAUUUCGCUGACAUAGCUUAUCAUUACAAACAUGGUCAACCUAUCCCUCGGGUAGAUUACACCAAAGAGGAGGUAGCAACGUGGGGUGUUAUCUUCAGAAAGCUCACGGAAUUGUACCCAAAGUAUGCUUGUCGCGAGCAUAAUCAUGUGUUUCCAUUGCUCAUUGAAAAUUGCGGGUACAGGGAGGAUAAUAUUCCACAGCUUGAGGAUAUCUCCAACUUUUUAAAAGACUGCACAGGAUUUACUCUACGUCCAGUAGCUGGUUUGUUAUCGUCUCGAGAUUUCUUAGCUGGUCUUGCCUUCAGGGUAUUCCACAGUACUCAGUACAUAAGACACAGCAGUAAACCACUGUACACGCCUGAGCCUGAUGUCUGUCAUGAAGUUCUCGGUCACGUACCAAUGUUAGCCGAUCCAGCGUUUGCUCAAUUUUCUCAAGUUAUUGGAUUGGCCUCGCUCGGUGCACCCGACGAGUACAUCGAAAAACUUGCCACCUGCUUUUGGUUCACCGUCGAGUACGGAAUUUGCCGGCAACAGGGUGAAUUAAAAGUAUACGGUGCAGGUCUUCUCUCAUCGUUCGGUGAACUGGAAUAUGCCCUCAGUGGGAAACCCGAGCUGCGGCCUUUCGAUCCGCCUAAAACUGCAUUGCAGAAAUAUCCGAUAACAGAGUAUCAGCCCAUGUACUUUGUCGCCGAGGACUUUGAGGACGGCAAAGAAAAGAUGCUGAAAUUCGCACAGACUAUACCGAGAAAAUUCGGCGUGAGGUACGACCCGUACACGCAGAGUAUCAGCAUCAUCGAUAGUAAAUAUCAGAUCGAAGAGUUGGUGACUAAUGUCAAUCAAGAGAUGGAAAUUCUGAUGGAUGCGCUGAAAAAAUUGAAAAAUUGAGACACAUCUGCGGAGUUUCGAUACUUUUGUUUCCAUAAUGAAUGGAUUUUUAUGGAUUCGUACAUCAAGUCUUCUAAGACUUUCCUUUGUGAUUUUGUUGAGCUUCUGUAAACUAAGGUAGCUGAGUUAGAACCCAUUACUUCUAUUGAUGAAUUUACAAUAGUCGGUCCAUGGAAAGACGAUUGAUACAAAGCAUCCUUCCUUGUGCAGGAGGUCUACUGUCUUCAUGCUUUUUUAUGUUAAUUGUAAGUGUGAAGGUCUCAUGUACAUAUGUGUGAAUAUAAAAUUUCCAAAAAAUAUGGGUUACAUCUUCUUGUUAAUAAGCAAAUUCUGAAUGACUCGCAUACACUGAAACAGCUUUACACAAUGGGCACUAAUUAUUUCAAUUGUUAAGUGCUCCAUUAGCGCGUCAUUUAAACCUGACGUAUGAUAUACCCGAGGAAGGAAUUGAACUCCCAAUUACAUGAACUUAUUUUGAGAUCCGAAGAUUAACGAUUGCACAUUGUAGCAAAGGGACGAGGGCGAUAAGAAUAAUUAUUGGCUGUUAUAUGUUAA